GAGUCCGUGUGUAUACUUUCGAGGGAGUCAGCCCUAGAACGUCGCAGUCAUGGUGCGGUGCGGUAGCGUGUGGUUCAGAAAGGUCCGUGACUGGUGCCUCUCAGCCUGAAGCUCGACAGAUUGGUGCCUGUAGCCCCACCUUUGGUUCCCCUUUCCUCCCUCCCCUUUUUCUUUCUGGGGGCCUUUUUCCUGCUUGUUCUACUGUAGUUUUCUCCUCGCAGUCCUUCGGAGUCAGACUUGGCUUUUGAGAAGUGGGAAGAAUAUAUCUACCUGGAACGUAUGGAAACUUCAUUGAUAACCUAAGACUCUUCACCAGGGGAGGAAGUGGUGGAAUGGGUUACCCUCGUUUAGGUGGAGAAGGUGGAAAAGGUGGUGACGUCUGGGUUGUAGCCCAUAAGAAAAUGACUUUAAAACAACUUAAAGACAAAUAUCCUCAGAAACGGUUUGUGGCUGGAGAAGGAGCAAAUAGUCGUGUUAAUGCACUGAAAGGCUCCAGAGGAAAAGACUGUGAAAUUCCUGUACCUGUGGGUAUUUCAGUAACUGAUGAAAAUGGUAAAAUUAUAGGAGAACUCAAUAAAGAGAAGGACAGAAUUUUGGUAGCUGAAGGAGGUCUUGGUGGUAAAUUACUUACAAAUUUUGUACCAUUGAAAGGCCAGAAACGAGUCAUUCACCUUGAUCUAAAACUUAUAGCUGAUAUAGGCCUAGUAGGAUUCCCAAAUGCAGGAAAAUCCUCUUUGCUAAGUCAGGUUUCUCAUGCAAAACCUGCAAUCGCAGAUUAUGCAUUUACAACAUUACAGCCUGAACUUGGAAAGAUUGUGUAUAAUGAUUUCAGACAGAUAUCAGUAGCUGAUCUUCCAGGUUUAAUAGAAGGAGCGCAUAUGAACAAAGGAAUGGGCCACAAAUUCCUCAAGCAUAUAGAAAGAACUAGACAACUACUUUUUGUUGUCGAUAUUUCUGGAUUUCAGCUUUCUUCCCAAACUCAAUACAGAACUGCCUUUGAAACCAUAAUACUUCUUACAAAAGAGUUGGAGUUGUACAAAGAGGAACUUCAGACAAAACCUGUACUCCUGGCAGUUAAUAAAAUGGACUUGCCAGGUGCCCAAGAUAUGUUCCAUGUACUGAUGAAUCAACUCCAGAAUCCUAAAGAUUUUUUGCAUUUAUUUAAGAAAAACAUGAUUCCAGAGAGGACUGUGGAGUUCCAACACAUCAUCCCCAUCUCUGCAAUUACGGGAGAAGGAAUUGAAGAAUUAAAGAACUAUAUAAGAAAAUCUCUGGAUGAACAUGCCAACCAGGAAAAUGGGGCAUAUCAUAAGAAACAGUUGCUUAAUUUACAGAUUUCUAAUACAAUAUCUUAUAAUGAGCCACCACCAAAGAAUGGUGUUACUAGUCCCAGAUAGAUGUAAUUUAAAUCUAUUAAAAAUGAUAUCAAGGGGCCCCUGUGUGGCUCAUUCGGUUAA
Messenger RNA from Neofelis nebulosa (Clouded leopard), 1457 nucleotides. RefSeq names its product GTP binding protein 10 (gene GTPBP10). Lineage: Eukaryota; Metazoa; Chordata; Mammalia; Carnivora; Felidae. Gene Ontology annotation, cellular component: mitochondrion. The transcript is spliced from 10 exons. Bases 333 to 1397 code for a protein of 354 amino acids. The record is from RefSeq and is a predicted model, not a curated record. Gene Ontology annotation, molecular function: GTP binding; magnesium ion binding; GTPase activity.